AUGGGUGUACGAGGAGUGUAGGGGUGUGGGAAUUCUGUUUUCCGCGAGGAAGAUUCAGAAUCUAAAGGCGAGAACAAAAAAUUCGAAGAGUACCUGGUUCGAAGUUGCAGUAGAAGGUGGACAGCUGAACUGCUUCUGUAGAAGUGCUCUUGAUCUGAUUCCACGUCGUAAUCUUCUUCUGCUCGUGUUGACUGCGCCAAUUGUUGUUGGAAAUCAAUUGGGCUCUGCCCGCACAGGUUCGAAUCCUGUCGACUGCGCCAAUUGUUGUAUCUUCACGUGUAGUUGUGAAGGUAUGUAGUCAGCCAGAUGUAGGGUAACAAAUAUAGAGAGGUUUAUUACAGAAUAAUAAUAACAAAACGUAGCGUAACACCAAACAUUCACUGAAUAAUAUGUAACAACUGAGCUCCCUUUUCUUCUAGGCUUCGAGAAGCUUCGAAUGAAACGGAAUGCCAAUAACGUAGUCGCAGGUUUCGUCUCGGGACUCAACAAUCAAUAGCUGCUAAGUGAGGGAAAUGAAGUCUUCAUGAUUAUUAGAUGGAUUUAAUUUAUUUUUCGAAAGUUUAAAACAGAGUUUUUAAAAAAUUUUUAAAGAUUUUCCAAAUUUUUACAGCUGAAUCGAUUUUAACUCGAUUUUCGUUUCAGACCAGUGAUGAUUUGGACAGCAUUGUGAGCCAGGACGAAUUCACGAUCCCUCCAUCACACAAUGCCACCUAUUUCCGGGCUGGAGUUUCGCCUCGCCCCAAUUCUUCGAAUCCGGAGCCUCACCCUGUUUUUGCCGAAUCCGACGCUGAACAACCUCGACACUCACUUCCGAUGACCUCAUCCAAACCCUCGAUCCAAUCACAACCCGUUUUCAAGGACUCCGAGCCAAAGAGCUUGGCCAAUUCGGCCGAACGGCCCAAUCACAGUUCCGCCGUUCAAUCGACCAGCCAGUUUGCGCACAGCGAUGGGAAACAGCUUGCGGAGGAGCGCCCUUCUCCAAAGAGUGAUCGCAAUCCGGUUCAGUCGCCGUUGCCACCUCAAGAACGGCCAACGACCCUUUCUUUACCGAAAAGUAAUGGAAGUAUAAGGUCGAAUGGAUCGCCUGGAACAACGCCGAUUGCAAAAGCCGCCCAAUGCAAGCAGGACGCGUUGAAAGAUGCCUCAGGAAUGAUGGAAGUUCAUCGGAUGUUGCAAAAAUUCAAUGCGAAACGAUUCAAUGAGAGCAAGGAUAAGGUGGAGCCUGGAAGUGAAUAUGAGGGUUGGUUUGACUAUUUUUUGAGUGGAUUUUUUUGGUGUUUAGUGGUACUUGACCAACCAUUGCGAUAUGCUUUUCGAUUUAUAGUGUUUUGAAAGGAUUUGCGAAAGUGAAAACGGGGUUUUCCAUUUUAUACGAUGAAAGGUGUCUGAAAAUGAAAAAAUUUAAAAGCUCAAUAAUGCACCAUACGUAUUUUAAAAUUACAAUAGCUUUUGUUGCAAAUAAUUUAUGCUAAAAAUAUAUUUUUUAUUGAUUUUGCUUGAAGUUUCGAUAAAAAGUCUGGGCGCAGCUCGCCGACUCGGAAACUUUAAAUAUGACGUAUGACUUAAUAAAGCAGGUGCAAAAUUACAUUUGGAACAAAUUGUAGAAGCGAGUUUAACUCAUUUUACAUCUCGGGGUGUCCAUUUUCGACAAAACUCUAGGGCGCAGGUCGCCAAAACAGAACCUCAAAUAGCCAAUGUAGGAUUCCAAAAAUACGUUUUAUUACAUCUCUUGCUGCCUUUAGAAUCUCUAAUUUAUCUAAUCAGAGACAAAAACCUCCACUUUUUUCCCUCUGGCCAACCAUUUCUGACAAAUCCGAGGGCGCAGCUCGCCUACAAAAGCCCAAAUAUCAAGUAUGAGAUCCCGAAAUAAGAAGAUUACUCGCCUAUGCAAAUUUGCGAAAGGGUUUAUUCUAAUCUCAUAUGCGCCUCCUAUUCAAAUAUCGCCGAAAUUCGAUCUCCGACUCGACUCACUCAAAAUUUUUUUUGAAACUUUCGCUCGGCGCCCUCUCUCUGAUAUACCUGCAAUGAGAUCUUAUGGAUGAUAUCGCACGCGGAGAUCUAGACGCAUAAGCUUUCCAUUUCUCUUGAUUUUUGGGGAUUUUAUGAUGUUGGCAAGGCUUGAAGGGGGAAAUUUAGAGGAUAUUUGGGAUUUUGAUAUGAUUCUUGGGGAUUUUUGUGUUUAUUUGGGAUAAUGAAGGGUUUAGAAAGAAAGAAUACUUGACUUUAGGGAUAUUGAAGUUAUUAAAUCUCAUUUUUAAGAUAAAAAUUUGUGAUUUUUGCCUAAAAUUUGUUGUUUUUGGGUAAAUUUUGGAUUAAAACCGAUGAUUUUACUUUUUUUUGAUAAACUUAUUAUUUUAAUAUAUCAUAUGUGCUGUUAUUUGUCGUAUUUUAAAAUGAAAUCCAACUUUAAGCAUCAAAAAUUUGAGAAAUUUUCAAAUUUUUGUCUAGUGUAAUAUAAUUUUUUUUGUAAUUUUUAUGCAUAAUCUUUGUGUAACAGUGGGAUUUAUGGGUAAAAUACGACAGAUGCUUUUGUAGGAAAAUUUUUUUAUUUCCUAUAGACUCAAUAUUCGUUUUAAACCGGCGGUUUUUUGAUGUUGUAGUAGAUGGCAUUGAGCCGCUGUCGGCGGCUGGUCUUUUUAAUAGCGACUCUCUCCUUUUUCGCUCCAUGAAUAGAGUCAAGAGGUUCUCGGUUACGUCGAUGACCUUAAGCGUCGACUGAAUUGGGUCGAUUUUUCGUUUGUUUGGUUUUGAAUUUUUGGGGGAUUUUUUGAAAUAAAUUAAUUUUGUUUGUGUUAAAAUAGGCAAAGAAGUGUUGGACGUAUUUUACAAGUGUAUAUCCAUAUCUGGACUUGAUGGAAACUAAAAUUUUUGAGCAAAUUUUAAGAAAAACGAAAUUUUUAUAUUGUACUUGAUAUUUUUGAAAAAAUUUUGGUCAAGAUUUUAUUUACUAGAGGAAUUUUAUUUUCUGAGAACUUUAAGACACUUGAUGCCUCUAUAACUACGAUAAAAAUACCUAAAAUACGGGGUUUUACCCAAAGAAUCGUCGAUUUUUGUAUUAAAAUAGGUUUUUUGAUCUUUUUUUGUUGAAAAAUGAUGAGAACGUUAUUUAAAAACCCCGGAAAAGGUAGUGUAAGGCUUUUUAUAGCAUAAAAAGACGUUGUAACGCCUCAAUUACACCCCAUAUUGAGCUGGCGAUAUUAUCCUUGGAUCUAUCUCCCAAAAGUUAAUUGAAGCCAUCCCUUCCGCCGGAGGUUUGACCCACUUCCAGCACAAUGAUUUACUCUAUUCCCAAAUAACAGCAUUUCCCUCGUUCCGAAAUUACAGCCUUUUGGUGUCGUAAGGGAUGGGCGGAAUGGAUUUAUUGCAUCCGAAACCUCUAAUCUAAUAUAAGGAGGUUAAAAUAUGGGUUGGAGUGGGGGUUUGGAGAUGAUGGGAAAGGAAUGGAGAGGAAGUAAGAGUUGUAAAGUAAUUUGGAAGCUAAAUGAAGAUUAGUUUUGGGGGUUUUAGCCAUUGUUUACUAAAUUUUGUCAUGGAUAAUAUAAAAGAAUGGCGUAGAAACAUGUAGGAGAGAUCAAAAUGGAUUAGAGAUGACUUGAAAUGGUCUGUAAAUUAGUCUGGAAGGUGUUUAGGGCUAUUCAGACACUUGAAACGGAAUGCCAAGAUUGGCGGGAAAUUCAAAUUUUUGAAAAUUAAACUCAAGUUUUGAUUGCAGAUUGUCAUUUUUCGAUUACUGCGACCUAAAUAACUUUGAAAAUAACUAAAUGAUUGUUUUUUAACCAAAAAUAUCAAUUUUUAUCAUGGAUAAUAUAAAAAAUCAAGAUUUUUUUUUCUAAAACAAUAUUUUUAUCUAGAAUUUGAUGUCAUGAUGCCUUUCAUAUUCAAUUUUACGUCGAAUUUCGUCCCUUGUUUUUCAUAGUUUUUGGUUUUCGACCCCAUUUGAAAGGUCAACUUGAUUUGGAACACAUUAAAAACAUUUGAAAACUUGACUUUUUAUUCGGAAUUCCGCGCGAAAAUAUGCGAAACGCGAUGGAUGGUAGUCGGAAGGAAAUGAAGGUAGUUUUUGGAAGACGACUCGAAUUUCGAGGUUCUAACGGGUUUUUGGAAGGAAUUUGAAAGAAAAAAUAAGUUUGUGAGAAAUUUAUGGUGUCAGAGAUGUUUUACUCGUUGAAUUUGUGGAUUAAAUAGAUUCUAAUGGCUUUAGAAUUGCAUUGCGAAGUUGGACUUUGUGGCUGGGUGUCAAAAAUUUGACUUUUGGACAUUAAUUUAUGUUAUACUAGGUAUCAGAUGAUAAAAGAUAAAAUUUUGGUGGUUUGUGGAAUAAAUUUUGAUAGAGUGAGUUUUCAAGGGCUGUAAUAAGGUGUGUGGAUAAUGUAGAGUUAAAAAUGACACCUAUUAUAACUGAUUUAUUUUAUGAAAUGGACAAAAAAAUAAAAGAUUCCUCUCAAAAAUUUGAUUAGUUUUAGUUGAACUAGUCCAAAAGCUCUAUUUUUGCCGUUGACCUUAAUGCAGAGCCAGCAAUGUGUCUAACAUGGAUUACGUCAUAAAUCGUAAGCGAUUGCCCUUGCGUCGGGGCGAUCGCAAAACUUUUACGAUUCCGACACUCAUUCUGGCUGAUUAAUGGCUAUAUUUCCACCUCAAGGACAAUAGCCGACUGACGUAAAGGCUCUUAAAACAUACUUUCCAACUGUUUUAUGGACCACAAAAGGUUUUCGGUUUAGAUGUAGCGAUUUUGAGAUUUUGGGGAUUGUUUUUUGUCAUGGAUAAUAUAAAAAAAUCCGAUUUUUUGACGAAAAUGUAAGUUUCAAGACGUUGUAAAAUACGAGUCGGUGUGAUAUUGGUAUUUUAUAGGGGUUUGAGGCAUUUUCAACACUUGAAACAUAAUGCCAAAAAUUGUGGGAAAAUUUAAUUUUGAAUUUUUUGAGCCGAAAGUUUGUUAGAAUAUACGUGAGCUGUCUGCAGAUAGGUGAAAAUGUAGUUUUAGUGCCGUAAAAAUCCUUUUACGUCUUUAAAAAAGUAGCUUUCCUUGAAAGUUUUGAAAAAAUCGCUGAUAAAAGUACAAAAAAGGCCAAAAAGUCAUCAAAAACUGCAAAUAUCUACGUAAUUGGAACCUCAUUACUCUUUUUAAUGACUUGAAAAUUACGUGAGAGCGGAUUAUAAAAUUAAUUUCAAGACGAUAAUAAAAUGGAGGCGUCCGGUUGGGAGAUGGCGAUAAGGUGUAGCCAUGAUGAAUGGCGUAGGUUUUGAGAGAGUUUCGGUAGAUUGAGGGCUUAUAGUCUGUUUGUCUUGCAAAUUGACAAUAUAAACCCUAGAUGGGGGUUUGAUUAGUUUUAGGGCAGUUGAAGAGAGAUGGGAUAUUAUACUAGAUAUUUUUUUGAGUUUUUUUGAAUGUUAGAGGAGACAAAUUUGAGUGGAAUUAGCAGAGUAGCCAUUUUUACAGUAUUGUUUAGCUUUAUUUUGAGCUCAAAGUAUUUUUGUGAAGGUAAAAUAUGUCAGUUUUCAAACAUUUUGGUUAUUUUUGGUCAUUAUUUGGCAUUUUCAAUUGAAAGCCUUGUGUUUUGUGGACAUUUAGUCAGUCAUGGUUUAGGAAGGCGUAUUUUAAAAAUCAUUUAAGCCGUUGCGAACACUUUGUUUCACAAAUUUUACCUUGGUUUGGCACGAUUCUAAAAAAAUCAAUAUUAUACUUGAUUUUUUUGGUAAUUUUCUCGGAUUUUUUGAUUGUUUUCCUUUGAUAUCUGGCUAAAUUAGUUUAUAUGUGCCUCUGUUAGAGUCUGCUGGGUAGCUGGGAUAUGUUGAGCCGGAAAUGUCAGCGGUUUUUACAUAUGAAACUUCAAGAUUUGUAUUUUUUCACUUUCAAAUUUGAGACAAUAGUUAGCAACUCGUAUUUUACAAUGAUUUUUUGCCUGUUUUUAUCGAUAAAAUUGUAUCUUAUAGGGUCUUAUCAGAGUGUUGAGUAUUGACUAUCGCAGCAUUAUCUCCAACAUCCGGUAAAUUGACCUUUGUUUUAUCUUCCACAUGACUUCAAAAUUAGAAAAUUAAAUUGUUUUCAAAAAUUUAUUCACCGGAAGUUCCAUUCAAGCCCUAAUAUGCGAGGAACACGAGUUGGCACAGCCCAUCGCAUUGAGCUAAAUGACCCAUGAACCGCGGUUAUCGUUAGACGUCAGAGCGUUCCAUUUAUGAGCGGACAAUAUUUAUGGAUUUGAGGGGGUUUCUAAAGAAUUUUGAGAAAGAGUUUUGAAGAAAUGGGUGUUCUGGGAAAGGAGAUGGGUUGUAGUUUGUAUGGGACUACGGUGGAGAUAGUUUGGAGUCCAGUUUUGACAUAAAAAUGGGAUUUUUUGAGCAAAAGGUCAUGGAUAAUAUGAAAUAAUUAUUAGAAAAGGGUUGUAAAUUUUUCCAAAUUGAUUGUAGAUGGUCGUAUGUGGGGUAGAAAGUAUGUUUUUUCGAUUUUGAGGGGGUUUGAGGACUUGAAACGGAAUGCCAAAAAUGGCGGGAAAUGGAAAAUUUGAAAAUUUUGGCUAAAUUUGGACAAAAAAUGAACGUGAAAUAGACCACAAUGGAUGAUAGGCUACUUUGUGGAUCUUUUUAGACAUUUACAAAUCCGAAAAGGAUUGAUUUUUGAUCUUAUAUUACACAUGUGUCAUCAACGGAACGACGCGAAAUUUGACUCAAAAAUUUUUUUCGAAAUGGAGAAUUUAAACGCCGUAAAAACCCCUUUGAUUCGCCAUCCAUAUGGAACGAAAAUAGGCUUGUCGUCGCGGAUUUUGGUAUUCGAAAUAAGCCGCUUUCUCCCGCCUGUUUACGCCGUUACUUUUCUUUAUUUCGUUUUGUUUUUUUUCGGAGUUUCAAACAGAAAAACAAAAAAAAAUCCCCGUCGAUUCUUAUCUAAGACCCUGACAAUGCUGGCAGUGCGAUUUAAAUGUCACGCUUGUCGUAUUGAUAAGGGGUUUGGCUUGUUUUUUUUGAUAGGACCAAGUUUUGAAACUUUUUUUGAGAAAUAAUGGAUUUUUGGAUAUUUUAGUUGAUAAUAUGGAUGAUUUUAGAGGGUUUAUGAGGAAGUUGGGUUGUAUUUGCCGGAAAAUGGCUUGAAAUUACUUUAAAAUUGUUUUAUUUGGGAGAUUUUGAUAGUUUUAGGUCAAUUUUUGGGUAAAUUUGUCUAAAAUAAGGUAAGCUUACUAAUUUUUGGUCGAAAAGGAUAAAUUUUUCGGUGUAGAAAGAAGGAAUAAGGCUUGUUGUUGAAGAAAAAUCUGUUUGAGACAGUGAAAUGGCUAAAUUUGCGGUCUGUGAUUUUAUUUUGUCCAAAAAUUGUCUAAAAUAAGGUGGUUUUAAUGAUUUGAAGUUCAAAAAAGCUGUUAUUUUAUGUUUACUUGAUAUCUGUAAGCCUUUGGGUGAAAGACUAACCGGAACUACCUCAUAUCCCUCUCCAUCAAAGACCGGAAAUCCGUUGUUUUUCCCCUAUAUUGCACUAGACAACAAAGUCUAGUAUAAUAUAGGAAAUCCACUCCGAUUUCCUGUCAACUUGCACAAAGUUCAUUGUGUUCAUUGAGUAGGUAAAUAUGAGUUGAAUUUCCGCCCGCCGAACACCCCAUCCACAAGUCCGAAGGGGCUCCCCUCGGGGGAUUUUUGGAAUAAAAAGCAAAAAUUUGCGUGUCGGAACCGAUAUUGAAAGUAAAUAAAGAAGAGGAGUCGGUUUCAGCCUCGCAAAUGGACUGGAAAGGCGGAUAAACCAAUUCACUUUCAUUGCAGAGGCGUUCGGAUAUUAAGCUAUAUUAUAGUAGGUAGAUGAGGUAAGAAAUGACGGAUUUUUGGUGGAUUAUUGGAGAGAUUGUAGGGUAGCAAGAUUGUAGAAGAGAGUUGAUGAGUUGUAGAAAAAUUUUCAAGGUGAUAAGACAGUAAUUGCAAAAAUUUUCUCGUAAUUUGCGCUGAUUUUGUGGAAUUUUUGCUGUUUAUCAAGAAUUUUUACAAGUUCCUUCAAAACUUUUGGAUGGAAAUGAUAAGAAAUGAUUGUUAAUUAAAUUUGGAAGCAGUAGUAAAAGUCAUCUUAAUUUAUGAUAAUCAGAAAUUUGGAAUUUUUCUAUUUUUAUCAGAAUUUUUGGGAAAUUUUGGAAAAAAAUUUUUUAUAGAGGUUUCUGGGUAUUUCAGAUUAUGUGAGUUUAAUUUUAGAGUAGUAAAAAUACUUUUUGAAAUGUUAAAAUUGGGACUUUUUGAAAUUUUUUAUCGAAUUUUCUCGAAUUUUCCCUAUUUUUUUGGAUUUUUCCGCAAUUUUUCGUGAUUUCUACAGGGUGCGGCAAUUUUUCGGCCGGAUUUGAAUUGGCUAUAACUUUUUUAGUUCUUAUCCGAAUGUUAAAAUUCUUUUUUUCCCUGAAUCCUCAGACAACCCCAUUUUGUUUAAUACCAAAUAUGUUAUAUAUACAGGGACCUAGUUCAUAGUUAUUGGCAUUUUGGUCGUUUUCUCUGCUUUUUCGGAGUGUGUGAAAAUCGCCAGAAAAAAUGACUUUUUUUACGAAUUUUGUCGUAAAAAGUUUCAUGCCUGUUCAUGCCAUCGAGAAUACCGUUUCCACAAAAAGUCAGCUAUCUCCGCUCAAAACUAGCGAAGAUAUAGCCAAAAAGUUUGUCUGUGUGACCACUCAUGUGCCCUCCUGACCGCAAAGAAUCGUUGAAUAUCUUGGUCGCCCCUGCAAGGCGCGGGCUGAAACUUUCAGGAAUUGAUAUGUGGCCUAUGUCCGACCCAUGUGCAAAAUUUAAAGAAAAUCUGAAAGUCGCACUGGGGGUAAUUCCAUUGUCAGCUAUGAAAAUUAGAGCUUUUUCUUUGUCUCGAAUUUUUACUGUAGUCUAAUGAACGGGUAUAACAUAUUUGGUAUUAAACAAAAUGGGGUUGUCUGUGGAUUCAGGGGAAAAAAGAAUUUUAACAUUUGCCCAGAAACUAAAAAAGUUAUGGCCAAUUAAAAUCCGGCCGAAAAAUUGCCGCACCCUGUAAAAAAUUUUUAAAUUUCAUUGAUGAUAUUGUGAUUAAGAGCUUACCGCAGACACUAUGUCUUUCCUAUUCGACACGUUUCGACCCUCGAAUAAAAACUUUUUGGACUCAUUUUACGAGUCCUCCAAGGAAAAUCGCGCUUUUGACGGCUUCAAAUGGGCUAGUUCGGCGUUGAAAAGCGUUGUAAAUGGUUGGUCAAGUAAUUUGAUAAAUAAUAGAGAUGAUGAUUAGGAUUUUUAGGGAGUUUUUGAUUAUGAUUUUUUAGUGGAAAAUGAAAAUUUUGGUGAUUUUUGGAUUUUUUAUGGAAAUUUUUGAUAUUUUUGGAUUUUUUUGUUAUUUUUUCGAAGAGUUAGAGCAAAAUUUUGAUCAAUAAAGAAGAAUAAGAUAAUAAUAGAUAGUAUUAGAUAAAAAUAUUUUGAAAUUUCAACAAUUUUUUUGCAAUUUUUUGUAAAUUUUUUCAAUUUAUAGCCGAUAAUUCGACCGGUUCCGCGAAAACACUCCGUCCCGCGGACUCGGACACCUCCUUCCACACUGCCAACACGUCCCCAGGAUCUCAGAACAGCAUCCAGAAGUCGUCGGGCUCCUCCUACGCAUCUACCUCAUCCUCACCGAAACAGGGUACCCCCAGGAAAAGUCUAACCGCCAAAUAUUUGGAAGCCAAGGCCAGCGAAAAGAAGGACACUUCGCUGGAAAUCAUCUCCGAGAGCGAUGCCAGCCCACAACCGGUCAAUGUGAAUACGAUUUUGCCGGAUUUGAGGGAGCUGCCGGAUACGGUAAGAGGGGGUUGGAAUUUUUUGCAUUUUUUUGGACAUUUUGAGAUGUUGAAGGUUGAUAAAAUGGAUGAGAAUAGAAGAAUAGAGCAUGUAUUACGAGUUGGCAAUGGAAUUUUGAUGAUUUUGAGACUUUCCCUGAUUUUCAACGUUUUCGUGACGGGACCCAAAAACUUCGAAAUUUUGAGAUUUUUGAAUUUUUGAUGAGGUUAUUGUAAUUAAAAGAGUUUAACAGCUAUUUUAUACAAUUUAGGAUGGUAGUUGCCGAUGUUACAGUAUGAAAUUUGAAGGAUUUUGAGAUUUUUUGGGAUUUUUUACCUAAAAUUUGGUUUUUUAUAUCAUUUUUUGGAAAAUUAUUUGAAUUUGGAUGCUUUCAGUCGUAUUUCAACCACACAUUGUCCUUCUACAACAAGGACGACGCGGGUUCGACGACGUCGGAGGACUCUCUGGAGAUAAUUAAUGAUCCUCAAGAGGUAAGGGUAGAAUAAUAUAAAAAAGUCUUGUUUUAUGUUUGUCUUGAUUUUUUUCUGGGUUUUUUCUGACGAUUAUGCAAUGAAAAUUCCAGGAGAAGCUCCUUGCACCCAUCAGACAGUCGCUUCUUCACCUAGUCGCCGAAGAAGAUGUCCCCGAAAUCCUCGAGGCAAUGGCCGAAAAUGUAAGUAAAGCCCAAAGAUUUUUGGCAUAAAAGACGUCAAAGCCCCGUAUUAGGACCGUAAGCACAUUGUUCUUGACGUCCGACUAAUGUUUACGGACUUCUUACAGUUGUAUUAGCCAAAAGAUGGGGUUAGCGUUAAAUUUAGUAGUUUUUUUGAAAGAAAGGUUUAUCCGACAGGUCUAGAAGGAGUUAUUUGGAUGGUAACUUGAUGACUCAAGUUGGUUGUGAUGUACGGAAGGGAUUGGGCUUAGUUUUAAGGAGAUCUUUGAGUUUUUUCGAGAAGAAAAUUAUGUUGGAGUAGGUGGAGUUGAAGAAUUUUUGGAAAUCCGGGAAAAUGGUAGGAUUACUAAGAAUUACUGCUUCGAAGCAUUGUAAAAUAACAUUUUUUAUUGUACAGAUCAUAAAUUUGCUGCAAGAGGCGUCGUUAUGGAUGUCAUCGGCAAUUCUUAUAUUGUUCAUGAGGCCUGAAAAAAUUGAUAAUUUUUGAUGAAAUUUUCGAUGGAAAUAUGGGGCUUCUAUGUAAUAUAUACUGUAAAUAGAAUGAUAGUGCUCCUCAAAGUGUUGAUUCUUCAUCAUAAAAGGAAUUGUGCUGAUAGCGAACCUUUUUUUUAUUAUCCAUGAGGUUUAAAAAAAUUGGUGGUUUUUGGUAAAAUCAUUGAGAUUUUGGAUGCUUAUUGUAACGAAUAUACUAGAGAUAGACUAAGCAUGCUAUAUUUGGACGGAUAUUUUAAGCAAGGAAAGAAUUAUGAGGUCAGUGAGCACUUUUUUUUAUUAUCCAUGACAUAGUCAGAGAUCGCCGAAAAAGGUCUCCCAAAAAUAAAGUGGAACGUGAAUUUGUGAAGCAUGAACUUUGUUUUGAUUCACACAUCGUUUCAUCCGCAUUUGGGUUUGCUUGAACUUUUAUACGAAGGUUCAUUGUACCGUAAAAAUACAAAAAACGUUUUGUCGAGUCCAAUGUUUCUUUUUAUAAAAGAGAAAAAAAAGAAAGGCCCGGUGAACUUUUGGCCACGGCCCAGCUACGAUAGGAAGUGACUCGCGUUGUUGCGGCUAUAAAAGUGACAUGAAGUAUGUGAUUUUACGCUCUCUCGAACCGAAUAUUUUGAACUAUAUUCGGGCUUUUUUUUGAGAUUUUUUGAAGACUACGGUGGAUAAAACUGAUGUUGUUGACAUUAACAUGACGAAAGAAACCCCUGGUCGAUGAAUGAAGUCUAUUUCGGAACAGUUAGCCUCAGGGGAUUUGCAAAAUUACGCGGAAAUUGGAGAGAAACACCCAAAAAUAGAUGGAAAUGGGGAAGAAUUGUGUAAUUGGAAUGUUGACAAUGGGCUUGGGUAUAAAAGUAGGGAGAGUAGGGUUGGUGGGGUCAGACGGAGAAAGAAUUAGGCAUUUGUGGGGCAGUAGAAAGCUGGUUUUGGCAUUUUUUGAACAAAAAAUGACUAAAAUGAGGUAAAAAUUGGAAAUUUUGGUAAAAAAAAGUUGUGUAAAGGACGUUUAUUGGCUGUAUAAAAGAUCAAACAGGGUCCUUUAUAACAGAAUAGGUCUUAUUUUAGUGCAUAAGACAGUUAGAAUAGAAAAAAUUUGGCCUUUUGGCCAAAAAAUACUAAAUUAAUAUAAAAAAGUUAAAUUUUUUGCUAAAAUUUCGUUUUUAUCUUGCUUUCUGUGACUGACAGACUCGAAGCAGGCCCUUUGCAGAAUGCUCAUUGAAUUACCCGAGCCUGCGGACCUUAAUUUAGCCGAAUUGACCCGUUAUCUUUGGAGGUCGCUCCACUUUUCCGAGAUGGGUGGCCUUUAUUUGCUUUCUCGGAGCAGUUUCCCUCAUAAAUUGCACGCGGAAACAGAUUUUCUUGUGAUUACACCCCUCCUUUUACAUCCAGUAAAAGAUAAUGGCCCAUUGAAGGCACUGAGACCGUAUUUUUUCGUAUUUUUGUUCCGCUUCCGCCAUGUCUGGCCUAAAAUAAGGUGAAAAAUGGCGAUUCGAAGUUUUGUGGUGUGUUUGCGGAAAAUUGAGGGGUGUUUUGAGGAAGCUGAUUGAAUUUGACGCAUAUUACUUCCUUGUUUUGAUAAGAAAUGUUGAGUUUGACACAGUGAAAAGAUGAAAUUGUUUUCGCUUUGGGCAAAUAAAGCGCAAUUCCUCGAGGCGUUUUGGGAUAUUCCCAAGGCUCUCAUUGUCGUCUAGACGGGAAUUUGGUGCAGCUAGAGAUUUGAGUUAGUCGUAGGGAAUAAUUGAGAGAAGGGAUUUUUGGACCUUCCGGACCUAGUAUAAGAUAAAAAAAUUGUCAAUGGGGCAAUUAAAGGUGAGCUAAAAGUAGAGUGGACCUCUGUUGAGGAAAUUGGGAUCGUUUUGGGUGAAAUAAUAUUGUUUUGAGGGUAAAAUACUUGUUAUGGGAUUCGAAAAUUUUUUGUCAAGUACAGAGACCUGAUGCAGUGGCAAAAAACGUACCAUUUUGCAUCCAGGAAGCAUCAAAAAAUGUGGCAAAAUACCUCCCUCUCCUAGUGAAAAAACUCAGGCCGCUCUUUUUGUGAGGAAAAAGGGCGUGCCCUUCAAAACGAAAUUUUUUUCACUUGGAGAGGGAAGUAUUUUGCCACAUUUUUUGAUACUUCCCGGAUGCAAAAUGAUACGUUUCUUGCCACUGGAUCAGGUCCCCGCACUGUACAAUAUAAAAAAUCGAAUAUUAUUGUUGACGAUUGAUGUUAUCUUGCUAAAAAAGAUUUUCUAAUAAUAAAAUAGACCUUUAUCAGUCUGCUUGGAGAUCUGCGAACUUUGAGCUUGAUAAAUAUUUUUUUUAUUUUUCGAAAAGUUCACUCCGACCAAGUGCAAUGUGAUGAAAUUGGCUCGGAUUAGGAGGGAAGUGCAGCUGAGCCUUGUUUACAGGUCAUGAUGUUUACUUAACAAGUUUCAAAAAGCUGUUGAUAGCAUUUGGAAACGUUGUCUUGAGACUUGGUUUUGCUUUUGUCUCAGUUACCCAUUUUUUUUUUGAUCUCCAGGAAGUUUUUGGCUGACUUUCAACCGGAAAACGCAAAUUCCUCCUAGUUGUUUUUUGUUUUCCUGUCCUUUUGGGAUGCUGUCAUAGGGAAUUGAGGUCAGAGAUGUGUUGUGAAUCAGUUUGGGCUCUUAUUUUCGAUGAUAACACAACAAUUAAUCUCGCUUGCAGUCUUUUGUCUCACCACGAAAAUGGAAAGGAGUUUGGCAUUGUGCAAAAUAAAGAAUUUGCAAAGAAAAUUUUUUUUAUAAAAACCAUUUUAUCGCCUUCCAAGUCCCGUUUCCUAGCCGAAAGUUCCCUCAGACGUCAGCAAGUUGACAAAUGACAUGGGUAUGAGCCAUCAAAGUCUAAAUUUACACGUAAAGACACUAUAAUUGAUAAAAUAUAUAAAUCUUCAUGACUUUUUUAUAUUUAUUUUUCCCAUUUGCAGAAUGCCAAAAAGUGCCAAAAAGCCGGGAACUGACUUUUGUUAUGGGGAAAAAUUGAUGUAUAACUCGUCAGCCGAGUAGUAAAUGUGCCGCGAUUUUUUGCAUGCUGUUUGACAAGAAUGUAUCAAUGUUGACUUCCAAGUUUCAUGCGAUUUUUCGUUAUUAUAAGUCGGUUAGACCGCGGGAAAGAUUGCAAUUGUUGAAUACUUAAGGUGGCUAUAUCUUGCAAACGGUAAAAACUGCAGAAAUUAUUUUAGGUGGUGCGGAUAGAGUUCUAUUCCCUCCUUCUUAUUUACUAUUUAUCCAAUCACCCGAUGUCCUCAAAAGUGAGAGGCGAUAAUAUUUGUUGGACCGUCUUUUUGUAACGAAGUGUUCAAAAAUUUCAAUCAAUAAUUGCAACGAUUAGCUAAAAAAGCGCUUUUCAAUUGGGAUUAAUUGUUGUGUAAAGUCAAUUCCCUCAUCAUUUGUGGAAUGUAAUUCAAUUUUUGGAAAAUUUUUGGAGAUUUUGUUGAUGUUUCAGCUCAAAAAUGAUGCACUUUAGUCGAAAAUUGAAUUAGAGAGGCGAGAAGGAGAUGUAAAAUAUACGAAGUUGCCGAGAAAUCCGAGAAAAUUUGCCUGAAAACUGGAUUUUGGACGAAAAAACUAAAUUUUUGGAUCUUUGCUGGGUUUUUGGCCAAAUUUCGCGAAAAUUCUAUGUUUUUUUUGUGAAAAUGCAAAAAGAACAUGUCCAGCAGGCUUGAAAUUAUCUCCAUGUCGCGGGUCAUAUGGGAAUUCCACUCGAGAUUGAUGGAAUUUUAACUCAAAAACCAAAAAAGUCCGGCUCUUAUGAAGAAACGGAAAAAAACAUGGCCAUUUCUGUGUAUGGCCCGGCAUUUGAACGCCCGAAGACAUGUUCAUGGGCUUGCCGGACCCGUAGAGAGUGUUUAUCCGUUAUUUAUGGACUAAAAUACAGUACCUUUCUGGGAGAAUUUUGAGGGAAAAUAAAAAAAUUGGGCGGAGAAACGGAAAACAUAAAAUAAACAUGGAAUUAUGCGAAAAUGAUGGGGUAUAAAGAUGAAAUAUGGGAUUCGAAGCUAUGAUUUUGAGGUAUAACGGGGAGUUAUGGGAAAAGGAACGGUUUGAAAUGGGAAAAACAUUCUUUUUUGAGGAUUUGGACAUUGUUUUAGACGAAAAUUACAAUAUUUUGGGUAAAAGUAUGGGUUUAGGUGGAUUUAUAAGGGAGAUUCGGAUGUUUAAAGGUAGUAUUGAGUAGAUGGGAUUGAAUUUGAGGUAUAUUUUGUAUAUAUACACCUAUUUUUACUACAUUUUUACCCAAAAAAUGGGGUUUUUGCAAAAACUUUGCCGUAAUUUCAUUUUGAAAAUUGCGUAUGUUAAAAAAUAAGCUUCGCUUAUAUCCCUCGACUAUCCCCAACGUCCGCAGCCCCGUUUAUUUGUGCGUGGGAUGGCGGAACCGGAACAUUGCCUCAGGCAAAAUUAAUUUAUAUCGGCCAAACUUGGAAAUAAAAGUAAUGUAAACUGUUCGACUUUCCCUCAGACGGGUUCAAUUCGGGUUGCAGAAAAUACGGCGGAAUUUUUAAUGGCGAUUAGCGAACUUUAACUGUUGGAGUGGCCGUCCAGAAAUAUGUGAAUUUUUUUGCAGAAGAUUAUGUUUGAAUAGAAAAUGUUGGUGCUUUUGGAGAGAAUUCGCCUCUCUAGACUUGACGAGAAGCAGGGAUAUUCUUAGAAGGGACUUGAAACCUUCUUUGGACAGUAAUUUAUGUUGUAGUAGGUCUGCUGAUGGAUUUUGUCGAUUUUGGGCAGAAAAUUGGGGGUUUGAUUGGUAAUUUUGGGUUUUUUGGAGACUAGAAUCUUCGGAGAAGGCUGAAAUUGGCGGUUUGAUUAGCAGAGAGAAGUUUAGUUGGAGUUAUGGGCAUCUAUUUAUAUUAUACUAGACAAAUAAGGAGUCAUUUAUGAUGGAUUCGUUUUUCGUAUAAUUUAUAAUUUUUAAGCCUAUUGACUCUUCUUAUUUACGGAUAGCUAUAAUAUGACCUCACGGUUGGCUAGGAACGCCAUUAGAACGUGUUUGGUACAGUCACACACACGUGUGUUAUAGUGUUAUCUUCGAAAUGGUCAUAUGAUCGGAUAAUGCCGUCGAGACAAACCAGUGGCUAUAUAAAUUGCGUAGAUUUUUCAAUUUUUGCUUACUCCUUUGUUUUGCGAAGAUAUUUUCGCGGAUCUUCAGCUACGAUAAGCAAGAUUCCAUAAAAUGCGUCAUGAUGACAUGUUUUUAGGAGUGAGAUAUAGGGAUGUUUUGUGGUUGAGCGAGUGUGUUAUGAGCUGUCAGAUAUGAAAAUAAAUUUUUUUGUUUCUGGGAGACUGUAAACGGCAUGUUAUGCUCUUUGGGAUGACGCAUUUUCUGGAAUGUUUUGUUUUUCCGUUAUCAAUUUUAUGCCACGUUUCGCAACGACGUUGAUAACCUGCAAAAUUAAUUGAGGAGGUUAUAAACGUGUUGUUUUGAAUGAUCAGCCCUCAUGAUGUUUUCGCAGACGAAACUUUGUACUUGUCACGCUAAUUUCAUUGGGGAAUAGAAUAGUCUUUUCUUUCUCCACCACUGAUAUUCCUCCCACCAUAUUAGACGGCUUGAAUAAGAACAUUCUCGCCGAACACCCUUUUCACGCUCCCCUAUUAUCGAAUGGAAAACGGUUUCCAUUCAGAAUGUUAUGUUAUUCAUGGUUUGGAGUGGGCGUCUGAAGAAACCCCCUCCCUCCUUCGGGGAUCGGCGGUUGAGGUGCUGGAGUCCAGAAUUGGCUUAGAAUGUUCGAGGAAUAAGUCGGUGAUCGGUUCUUCGUAACGGCACGGUGCGACGGGUAAAUAAAGUCGGACUGCACUGUGCGGAGGAAUUUAUUUCGAAAGUUGAGCAGGGGAGAGAGGGUGGUUGGGGGAGAUUGGUGGUUAUAAUGUGUGUUGUGGGUUACUGUAACGGAUAAGGCAUCAAAUUUUUUCGUUUUUGAGGUUUGGACAGCACUGCGCGGCAAAAUUUGGAGUUUGCACAGUGCAGUGAAAAUUGAACUGUGUAUUGUGAAGGUAAUAUUGGGUAUGAUGGUUGUGUUUUGUGGGUUUGAAGAACUUGUUGGGUUACUGUAUCCACCGAAAAGAUCAAAUUUUUAUUUUUGGCAGUUUGGACUGCACUGUGCGACAAAAUUAAAAUUCUGCACAGUGCAGUGGAUAAAAAACUGGUUUAUGUGCAAAAGAAGGACGAGACUGGGAAUGUAGCGGCAUUAGUAGUCCUGUCAUGUCGUAUUAGCCCUAAAGCAAACCAAUUCUCCUUCCAAAAUUUUUAAAAGGAGCGAAAAUUUUGCAAAAAUUUCUCUAGCACGGUUCGAUUACCAUAUUUUUUGUGGCACAGUGCAAUAUCAUCUCUAUUUUGGAUUUUGUUUUGUCGGUUGACCCUUGGGAUUUCUUCUUAUGACCUAAAGUCUCAAUUUCCAUCAAAACUCAAUCCAGAAAACGGGUCUUGGCCUAGAGUUUCGCCCUCUGAAAUUACAGAAUAAGCCCUCGAAAACCGAAAAAGUGUGGGAAUAUUUGCGUCCAGUAACGCCCCGGCCUCUUCACAUUGUCAAAUAUGGACUUUUGAGUUCGAGGUUUGGUAUAAAAAUUGAAAUUUCUACGAAAUUUUUUGUUUUUUUGAACUUUUUCGUGCGCAAAUGAAAUUAAUCCGAAAAUAGCUGCCAACGUCAGACAAUGCCCAUUAUUGGGCUGUCAUUUCGGCAGCAGAAAAAGUUGUGAAAGCACUCGUUAUUCUCGGGUAGUUUUGGAAAUUGGUUUUGGAAAGACAAAGAGGAAGAAAGGCUGUUUUUGGAGGGGAAAUUCAAGUUGGUUUAGUUGGAUUAGAAUGUGGAAUUGUAAAAAGUUGUAGAAAGUCAUGUUUUAGAAGAGAAAAUCUUCUGAAAUACGAUAAAUAUUUUGUAAAAAACGGAAAAGCUAUUAUGGUUAGCUGUUUUAUAAAUUUUUCACCAAGAAAACAGUGGUCAUAUUUACGUCGUUGGAGAGACCGUGAAUCAACGCCCGAAUGGCUAAAUUUGGAAUGUCGAAAUGCGGUUUCAAUUUUGAAUAUUGAAAAAAACUUCUGUAAAAAGUUCUAGAAAGUUGUAUUUUAGAAGAGAAAAUGGUUCUAAAAUACGAUAAAUAUUUUGUAAAAUACGAAUCUUGAUUGUGUUGAGUUAUUUUAUAAUUUUUCACCAAGAAAAUCUAAAAUAAAAUCAAGAAAUCUCUAAAUUAAUGCCCAAAUAGAGAAUUUGCAAGUUGAACUUGCAAUUCGAAAGGAAAGUUUGUCAAUUUGAGACGAUUUUUGGGUAAUUUGGACAUUAAUUUAAAGAUUUUUUGAUAUUAUUUUUGGUUUUCUUAAUGAAAAAUUUGUAAAAGAGCUAAACACAAUCAAGUUCCUUAUUUUACAAAAUAUUCAUCGUAUUUUAGAACCAUUUUCUCUUCUAAAAUACGACUUUCUGGAACUUUUUACAGAAGUUUUUUUCAAUAUUCAAAAUUGAAACCGCAUUUCGUCACUCCAAAUUUAGCCAUUCGGGCGUUGAUUCACGGUCUCUCUCCAACGACGUAAAUAUGACCACUGUUAUAAGCGCCUUAGGCAAAAGGAUAUUAAUUUUUUUGGUUUUCGCAAAGUUUUAUUCCGUUUUUAACUCCGAAAGAGGGUUAAAUCUUUCAUUUAGAGGCAGUCGGGGAGUGGAAGGCUGGACUCUUUAGAUGGUUGGGGUUUAUAAACCAGAAAAAUGGUUGUUGGAGUACUAGUCGCGGCAAAAAGUCCUUAGAAUUUUUCGCGGCCCCCAAAUCUCAUCGCACCCCGAAAUGUUGAUUUGUCGCGGGAAUCGCGCGCGACAAUAAGGCAAAAACAAGAAAAUUGCACUGUGCAAAAGCACUUUUCGGGUUCAUGCACAGUGCGGAGUCGCAGAAAAUUCUAAGGACUUUUUGCCGCGACUAGUACAGUAACGGAAGAUUUUAGUAAAGAUUUUGGGAUUUUUAGGGAAUAAUUUUAAUUUUUUGAAGGAUUUUUGCCUAAAUUAAUGUAAAUUUUGGUAUUUCGAAUUUUUCUUAUACAUAUUUUACAAUAUUUUUUGACUUUUUACUUCGUAUUUUAGCUUCAGAAAUUGUGUUUUUUACCCGAUUUUAAAAAGAAUUUCUUAUUGUUUCCCCAAUUUUCCCCUCUUUUUUGACCAAAAAUUUUAAUUUCUCCCAUUUUCAGCUGACCUUCCACAUCAUUCAAGACACUAGAAUGGCCGCCACCACCUCCAGUUGCAUCCAGAAACAGCAGCGAAGCAAGAGCGAGUCGCGCCGCAUCUGUUUCACGGAAGAACCGCCACAAGUUUUCGCCUACCCCGACGAGAACUUUGCCAUGGAGCUGGGCGAGUGGAAAGAGGGCCGCCCCAUCACCUACAACGAAUACCAAAACAUUGUCCAAACCGCGAACGAAGAAACCCAACAUCAAAUGAAUCAACUGGCCCGCUGGCGACACCAAAUGCAGCUGAAAUACUCCGAGCAGGAGCGAGCAUUGGAAGGUAAAUUUAUUUCUUGCGACUUUUUGGGAAAGCUUGUUUUUGCACUGUGCGAAAAAUUUUUUCCAAAGCACUGUGCAAUUGAUGGAAUGCACAGUGCAAAAAUUUUGAAUAUACGUUUUUGCACCGUGCGGAUUCAGGAAGUUGUUGGAUGCACUGUGCAUGGAUUUGUCGCAAAGAUUGCACAGUGCAAAAUUUUUUUGAAAGAUUUGGUUUGCACUGUGCGGGCGAUUCUUCGAAAAUGCACGGUGCGAAGUUUUGCGACAAACUUUUUGCACUGUGCGAAAGAUUUUUUCCGACGCACAGUGCAAUUGAAUCUGUCGCACGAACGCACGGUGCAAAAAUUUUUGCAAGAUUUGAUUUGCACUGUGCGGGUCAGAAAAUUGUUGGAUGCACUGUGCAAAAAGACGUUUUUUAUCGCACAGUGCUUCGAUUUGUCGCAGAGAUUGCACAGUGCAAAAAAAUUUUUUUGAAAGAUUUGGUUUGCACUGUGCGAAUUCCGAAAAUUGUUGGAUGCACUGUGCAAAAAAGCAUUUUUUUCUGUGGCACAGUGCAUGGAUUUGUCGCGGAGAUUGCACAGUGCAAAAUUUUUUUGACUUAGUUUUGCACUGUGCGGGUCAGAAAAUUGUUGGAUGCACUGUGCAAAAAACAUUUUUUUUUUUCUAUCGCACAGUGCUUCGAUUUGUCGCAGAGAUUGCACAGUGCAAAAAUUUUUUUGAAAGAUUUGGUUUGCACUGUGCGAAUUUUAUAAAACUUUUUCUGCACUGUGAAAAUCUUGCACGGUGCAAAAAUCUUUUUGAAACGCACUGUGCAUUUUUUUGUCGCAGGAAUUGCACAGUGCAAGUUUUCUGAAAAUAAAAAUUUUGCACGGUGCGGUUUUGAAAUUUUUUUCCGCACAGUGCGAAAAUCUUUUUGAAACGCACUGUGCAAUUUUUUGUCGCAGGAAUUGCACAGUGCAAGUUUUCUGAAGAUAAAAAUUUUGCACGGUGCGGUUUUGCAAAAUUUUUCUGCACCGUGCAAAAACAAAAACGUAUUUUUGCACAGUGCAAAUUUGUUGCUAGAUGUUGCCUGACGUUUGUAUUUGACCUAAAAUCUUACUAAUUUCACCUCAACUUUCAGACGCCGUCCACCAAAUGAACCAAGCGGCCAUAAACUCGGUGGCCAGCACCCCUCCCGCACCCCCACCCCCACCUCCGCCAUCUAAAUGGCCCCCUCCGAAAAGCCGUGCCAAAGAUCCCUUAUUUUGCGGAAAUAUUUAUUCUCAAUUAUCAUGUGAUUAA
This is a messenger RNA of Bursaphelenchus xylophilus (pine wood nematode), 20620 nucleotides long. The record is from the annotation of a GenBank genome assembly. NCBI's taxonomy places the organism in Eukaryota, Metazoa, Nematoda, Chromadorea, Rhabditida, Aphelenchoididae.